AUGGUUGUGUCCAAGGGACGGGAUACUGGACAAUUUGGGCGAGUGGGCGAAGACCGGCAGGACCUGCCCCAUGGCCCUCCUCGGGCCUGCAUCGGGACCCCCGCCCACUCCGGCCACGCCGCCCUGGGCCUGGGGCCUCGGGCGCUCAUCUCCGCCGCGCCCACGACGCCGCCGCCAUCCUCGCCGCCUCCUCCUCCCGGGCCGCUCCAGCAGCAGCCGCCGCCGCCGCCGCCCUCUCUCGACCGGCUGGACUGGGCGGCCCGGGGAGCAGGGUCCGGGGAAGAUUCUGCCACCAGUAGCUCCACUCCACUGGAGGACGAGGACCCUGACGGAUCGGAGGUUGGAGAGGCUGGGAAAGGACUGGACCUGCAACACGGGGUCCCUCAGUCUCCGCCUCCGGCAGUCUUGACUCCGCAGCCCAGCCCUGGCUCUGGAACUCCCCAGGCGGGUACCCCGUCCCCAUCCCAAUCCCGGGAUUCGAACUCUUGGCCUGAUGAGCCCUCACUGGCCCAGAAAGAGGAAGAGCCGUGGGGGCCUCUGGAGCGGGAGCCAAUCACGGGGCAGUGCCUGGAUAGCACGGACCAAUCAGAAUUCACAUUGGAACCACUCCUUCUAGUGGCGGACCUGCUGUACUGGAAGGACACAAGGACGUCAGGCGUGGUCUUCACAGGCCUCAUGGUCUCCCUCCUCUGCCUCCUGCACUUUAGCAUCGUGUCCGUGACCGCCCACGUGGCCCUGUUGCUGCUCUGUGGCACCAUCUCUCUCAGGGUUUACCGAAAAGUGCUGCAGGCCGUGCACCGGGGCGACGGUGCCAACCCCUUCCAGGCCUAUCUGGAUGUGGACUUGACCCUGACUCGGGAGCAGAUGGAACGUCUGUCCCAGCAGAUUGCCUCCCGAGUGGUCUCUUUGGCCAUCCAGCUGCGGCAUUUCUUCCUGGUAGAGGACAUUGUGGACUCCCUCAAGCUGGCCCUUCUCUUCUACAUCUUGACCUUCGUGGGUGCCGUCUUCAAUGGUUUGACUCUUCUGAUUCUGGGAGUGAUCGGUUUAUUCACUGUCCCCUUCCUGUACCGGCAACACCAGGCCCAGAUGGACCAGUAUGUGGGAUUGGUGACCAAUCAGUUGAGCCACAUCAAAGCUAAGAUCCGAGCUAAGAUCCCAGGGUCCGGAGCCCUUGCCUCGGCAGCAGCCGCAGUCUCUGGAUCCAAAGCCAAAGCCGAAUGAAAGGGGUGUCUCUGCCCUCGGGACGCCUGCCCCCAUCCCCCGCAGCCCUCUGCCCAACUCCAUCUCCCUUCCAUCCCCACCCUCCCGCCGCCUCCGCCCGAGCCAUUUCCCGGCGGGUGUCUGGAUCACUCGCACCAGGGAGUUUGUGCAAAUUGCCUGAGCGGCCAGGACUACAUUUCCCAAGAGGCUCUGCUCUAGGAGUCCAGGAAAGGCGAGGCACCUUGGCCGCGGCGCCUGCUGGGAGUUGUAGUUGCCUAGAUAGGGCGCCCGCCCUGCACUUCCGCGACCCCGCCGCUGGAGGCGCCGUCAGAGAUUGGUGUCUCCUGGACGCCACUAGCCCCAAAGCCAGGGCUUUGCA
Molecule: messenger RNA, 1579 nt
Organism: Puma concolor (puma)
Lineage: Eukaryota; Metazoa; Chordata; Mammalia; Carnivora; Felidae
Gene: RTN2
Product: reticulon 2
Biological process (GO): neuron differentiation; endoplasmic reticulum tubular network formation; brain development
Cellular component (GO): postsynaptic density; neuron projection; endoplasmic reticulum membrane
Source: RefSeq, a predicted model, not a curated record